CCCCUCCAAAGUCUCCAAUCUUCCAAUCCUCCAAACCCUUGACAAGAUCCAACAAUCCUUCACAACCAACUCCUUCGAAAACUCCCAUUGCCCUUCUCUCAUACCCUGCGAGCCCAGCAGGUGCACAUUAGACACCAUGCGUGUCAUCGGGCUCACAGGAUCAAUUGCCACAGGCAAGUCAACUGCAGCCAGUGUCCUCUCAUCUCCACCCUACUCGCUACCUUUAAUCGACGCCGAUCUACUUGCCCGCAAAGCCGUGGAACCAGGUUCAUGGGGCUAUCGACAUAUCGUGUCGACCUUUGGACCUUCCACACCAGAUCUACUUCUACCAGCAUCUGAUCCGCUGUGCGGCGGGCGAGAAGAUGGACCGAAUGGGAAGGGAAGACCUUUGAAUCGUCCAGCACUGGGAAGGAGAGUGUUUGGCAACAGUGAAGAGAGAGUCAAAGAUCGACAGAAACUCAAUGCUAUUGUCCACCCAGCCGUCAGAUUCUAUAUGGUUCGAUCGGUCCUUUACUAUUACUUGAUGGGCUACUGGGGGGUGAUCCUUGAUAUUCCUCUAAUGUUUGAGUCCGGCCUGGAUAUCUUCUGCGGCACAAUUCUCGUCGUCGCUGUUACAGACCCCAAGAUCCAAUUACAACGACUACGAUCGCGAGACCCGCAUCUUUCGGCAGAAGAUGCCGAGAACAGAGUCAAAAGUCAGGUUGAUGUACGCGAAAAGGCGGCCAGAAAUGAGGCAAGAAAUAAUGGAAACCCUAAUGCCGGGAGAGGUUACGUUUUGUACAAUGAUGGAAGCAAGGAGGAUCUGAAACUGCAGAUUGCAGAUACUAUGCAGAAAAUCCGAGAUCGGAGUCCUCGAUGGUGGAGCUUAUUAUUGCUGCUAUGUCCUCCUCUCAUGGCUACCACAGCAUCGUGGGAAAUUCUUUGGAACUGGUGGGUCCGACGAAAAACGGUCAAGGCUCGUGGCCAAGAGCUAGCAAAGGCGAAGAUAUAAUAGACUGAUUUCAAUGGUUGGUUUUGG
Messenger RNA from Exophiala mesophila, 1018 nucleotides. RefSeq names its product dephospho-CoA kinase. Gene Ontology annotation, molecular function: ATP binding; dephospho-CoA kinase activity. Bases 137 to 991 code for a protein of 284 amino acids. The record is from RefSeq and is a predicted model, not a curated record. The transcript has a single exon. NCBI's taxonomy places the organism in Eukaryota, Fungi, Ascomycota, Eurotiomycetes, Chaetothyriales, Herpotrichiellaceae. Gene Ontology annotation, biological process: coenzyme A biosynthetic process.